UGCAGAGGUUAACUGGACACUCUCACCUGACCGUUGGUGUGAAUGGUGAACAGUGAAUCGUUGUCGGUCUCUGUGUGUUUGCCCUGUGAGGGACGGGCGACCUCUCUCAGGGCGUGACCCCCGCCCUUCUCCCCGUGUCGGCUCCAGCUCUAUCCUCCACACGACCUCCACGUCGUGUGGAGGAUAGGAAAGCGUUCGAAAAGUGAAUGAAUCAUGUACAUGAGAGAAUUUAAGAAGCGAUUUAUUUGUGGCCCAUGUGGAAUAAUGGCUCUGAGUCACAGCACCUCCGAGUGGUGACAGUGAACGCAAAACUCUGUGUGCAUUUGAAAUUGAAUGCGCUCGCAUUCAGUGAGAAACUGAAUGAAAGAAGACACCAGUCAGUAAACACGGACUCUCGCUUUGUUGUGAAGUGAAAGGAGAUCCGCGUUAGUCAAUGAAUGAUGGUAAAAAUGUGGCUAUUGUGUACAAUGGGCCGUGAAAUACGUGGCCCCGUAGUAUUUUAUGCAUAAUUUGUGAAGUUUUGUGAAGAAAACUACGCUGUUUUGACGUCUCCGCCUUAACCUUUACACCCUAAAAUGACCCUGCAGUUCAUUUAUUUAUUCUCCACGAUUUGCUUGAGCUAAUUAAACUCAUUCUUUAGCUGCAGAUGCCCUGUGUAGCCUUUUAAAUUCACAAUUCGCUAACACCAUUUUCAAGGCUUACAUAUACUGUAAAUAGUUGUUGUUUUUUUUAUCAUUUCUUUCAAAGAUGUUCUCCUUAAUCUAUUCUUCAGCUUCUUAAUAACAGUGGGAUAACACUGUUGUUGUGUUUCUGUUUCUGAGUAAGUUUAGUAUUCAAGGACGUUCCAGCCGUGAGCAGAACACUUAACCUUAACCAGAGGACACUUGCUAAGCUUCUGCUCAAAGCGGUCAAGCUCCAUUGUUCAAUGAUCUGCAGGUGCUUUAAUUAUAUGCUGUGGUUAAUGUUCAACCCAGAGGAUCUCGGCUUCAUGUGACAUCUCGGCGUGAGCUCUUAGCUUUCGCUUAGGCUGCAGCGCUGGAUUAAGCUUUAUACAAAGCCCCUUUUGCUUGAGCCUGAAAAAUUCUUCUUGCACCUAUUUUUUCCCACAGAUAUGUACAGAUAUGACUGGAGUUCACAGUGUCGGUGAAAUGAGCAUCGCUUGAUAAUGGAGCCUAGAAGUGAGACUAAAAAUGGGAAGCCACGGUCAAAGGACACAGACAGGCCUUCACUCCAGCAGACGCGGCACAAGUUCAGCAGAAUGAUGAGCGACAACACUCCCGACGCGUUCAGAAAUGUGGGUCGGAAGCCGGGCCUGCAGAUAUGGACCAUCAACAACAUGAAGAUGGCGCCUGUUCCAGCCCAAGCCUUUGGCAACUUCUUUGAGGGAGACUGUUACAUUGUUCUACACAUGAGUGAGAAGAAGGGCUCGGCUCAGUCUGCUGACAUUCACUACUGGAUCGGAAACGCCUCCUCUCAGGACGAGCAGGGCGCAGCGGCCAUCUACGUCACCCAGCUGGACGAGCACUUGGGCGGGAGUCCGGUGCAGCACAGGGAGGUGCAGGGCAGCGAGUCGCCACGGUUCAGGAGCUACUUCAAAAAUGGCCUCAUCUACAAGAAGGGCGGAGUGUCCUCGGGUUUCCAGCACGUUGACACAAAUUCCUACAACGUCCUGCGACUGCUGCACGUCAAAGGGAGGAAGAAUGUCACCGCAAAGGAGGUGGAGGUGUCAUGGAGCAGCUUCAACAAGGGUGACAUAUUUCUCCUGGACAUGGGGAAGUCCAUCGUGCAGUGGAACGGACCACAGAGCAACAGGAGGGAGAAGCUCAAGGCCAUCCUGUUGGCUCAGGAUAUCCGCGACAGAGAGAGAGGAGGCCGCGCUCAGAUCGGCGUGGUGGAGGGAGGACACGAGCAGGACUCCGCCGAGCUGAUGAAAGUCAUGACGGCGGUGCUCGGCCAGAGAAGUGGGUCGCUGAAGGAGGCCACGUCUGACGACAAACCCGUCAAGGAGCAGAGCAACAACGUCAGACUGUACCAUGUUUUCGACGACAGCGGUAACGUGGUGGUUCAAGAAGUGGCGGCGCAACCUCUGACGCAAGACCUGCUGCUCUCCUCGGACUGUUACAUCGUGGACCAGAGUGGCUCGAGUGUGAUGGUGUGGAAAGGCAAACAGGCCUCGAAGGAAGAGCGGCGAGAUGCUCUGAACCGAGCACUGAACUAUGUCAAAGCCAAGAGCUACCCGCCCAGCACCAGGGUGGAGGUGAUGAGCGAGGGAGGAGAGUCCGCCAUGUUCAAGCACUUGUUCAAGUCCUGGAGGGAUAAAGGACAAACUCAGGGAAUGGGCAAAACCUACAGCGCGGGAAAGAUAGCUAAGGUUGACCAGGUGAAGUUUGACGUGAUGACGCUCCAUGCUCGCCCUGAGCUGGCAGCGCAGCAGCGCAUGGUGGACGACGCAUCUGGACAAAUCAAGGUGUGGCGCAUUGAGAACCUCGAGCUGGCCGAGGUGAAUCCAAAUACUUAUGGACAGUUCUAUGGCGGCGACUGCUACCUGGUGCUGUACACGUACCUGAGAGGGAACCAGCAGCAGUACAUACUCUACAUGUGGCAGGGCCGUCACGCCACCAAAGAUGAGGUCACAGCGUGUGCCUUCCAGGCUGUCAACGUCGACAACAAAUACAAUGGAGCCCCGAUCCAGGUCAGGGUGGUGAUGGGGAAGGAGCCUCGCCACUUCCUGGCUAUUUUCAAAGGAAAACUCAUCAUCUUUGAGGGCGGCACAGGUCGUCCAGGUGUGGUGAACCCUGACGCUGCUGCCAGGCUGUUCCAGGUCCGAGGGACCACUGAGCUGAACACCAAAGCCACUGAGGUGUUGGCAAGGGCGUCGUCUCUAAACACCAACGACGUCUUCCUGCUGAGGACAGAUCGUAUUUGCUACCUGUGGUACGGAAAGGGCUGCAGUGGGGACGAGAGGGUGAUGGGGAGAACGAUGUCUGAUGUGCUGUCCAAGCAGGACAAGCAGGUGGUGAUGGAGGGCCAGGAGCCAGGGGAAUUCUGGGUAGCUCUGGGAGGAAAGGCGCCCUAUGCCAGCGACAAGAGGCUGCAGAGGGAGGAGCCUCCUCACAAUCCACGGCUGUUUGAGUGCUCCAAUCAGACGGGCCAGUUCAGGAUGACCGAGGUGGACGACUUCGCCCAGAGUGACCUGGACGAGGAGGACGUCAUGCUGCUGGACACGUGGGAGGAGAUUUUCUUCUGGGUUGGAAACUUAGCCAACAAGACUGAGACCAAAGAGGCGUGGAACUGUGCACAGGAGUACCUGAGGAGCCACCCGGCGGGCCGCGACCGCGACACGCCCGUCAUCUUUGUCAAACAGGGACACGAACCUCCCACGUUCACCGGCUGGUUCCACGCAUGGGAUCCUCACAAGUGGAGCGGAGGAAACUCCUAUGAGGAAAUGAAAAAAAAGCUGAGCAGCACAGCAUCACUCUCACAGAUCACGGUCGAUAUGAAAAACUUGAACAUGAAUAAAAGUCCUGUCGGGGGCAGCGGGGGCAGCUACGGGGCUCCAGGAGGCCCCGUGAGCGGCCCUCCACUCUACAGGAUCCACGGAGGCGACGCUUCACCGGGACCCUUGACUCCCACCAGUCCGUCCGUCCAGAGAGGCCAGACAUUUGUGACCAAGACCCUGUCCCCUUCCUCUAGUUUCACUCCAUCAUUCGCAGCCGGUGGAGCGAAGUCCCCCUCUGCUGGGGCCAUGUAUCUGGACCCCGGGCUCCUCGUAGACAAGUCUAUCAGCGAGCUGCCGCAGGGAGUGGACCCCAGCCACAGAGAGAACCACCUGUCUGAUGUGGACUUCCAGAACCUGCUGGGCACCGGCCGCUUAGACUUCCAGCGUCUGCCCAAGUGGAGGCAAAAUGACCUGAAGAAAAAAGCCGGACUUUUCUAAGAGACACAUUUAAACCAGCUGUGUCUCUCUGUGUGAGUCAGGACUGUCGCGGCCUUUAUCAUUUCAUCUCAGUGUCUUUGAGAUUAUCAACCGCCAAAAAGAGUUGCAGUGAUUGCAACACUUGCAUAUAUUUACAAAGCUUAACAGGAUUUUGAUGAUACUUUUACACAUUCUCUCCCCACAUCUCUUGAAUCAUUUAUAUUAUGAAUAAAUACACAAAAACCUCA
Solea senegalensis (Senegalese sole) is the source of this 4164-nucleotide messenger RNA. RefSeq names its product villin-like (gene vill). The coding region runs from base 1166 to 3937 and encodes 923 amino acids. The record is from RefSeq and is a predicted model, not a curated record. The transcript has 21 exons. Gene Ontology annotation, biological process: cytoskeleton organization; actin filament severing; barbed-end actin filament capping. Gene Ontology annotation, molecular function: actin filament binding; phosphatidylinositol-4,5-bisphosphate binding. Gene Ontology annotation, cellular component: actin cytoskeleton; cytoplasm. NCBI's taxonomy places the organism in Eukaryota, Metazoa, Chordata, Actinopteri, Pleuronectiformes, Soleidae.